AUGUCGAAGACUACCAGUGAGGAAGAUGAUUGUCCUACCCCGGACUCGCUGCCCACAACAGCCUCUUCCAUCUCGCUCCACAACCACAUCGAAGUCUCCGAGCAAAUAACAGAAUAUUAUCGAACAAAAAGCCGAAAAGAAAAUUUACGACCACCAGCACUAUUGCUGGCCGCGCAAGAAGAGAGAGCCAAUGUCUAUGCCAUCUUCGGCGGUCAAGGGGUUUCGAGUCCCCUUCAUGAAUUGCAGGAGCUGUAUGCAGAGAAUCAUCACCUCAUCGGAAGUUUAGUUCAACAGUCGUCCUGUCACCUGCAGCGCCUGCUAGAGGAAAAUGCCCGGUUUGCAUCGUACUAUCCCGCAGGAUUGGAUAUCAAGUCAUGGAUUUUGCACCCAGAGGAUCAACCGCCAUCACACGAGCUUAACAGAGCACCAAUCAGUCUUCUGGUGAUUGGUCUUCUCCAGUUGGCCAAUUAUCAAGUAUUGAUUCAUGCUCUCGGUGUCACUCCCGGUCAAAUGUCCACCUUCUUCCGCGGCAUCGGCGGUCAUUCACAGGGUAUCGUUCCCGCCGUGAUGGUGUCUUCUGCACAAGACUGGGAAUCUCUCGACCGUCUUUCCCUCGACGCGCUGUCAAUUCUUUUCUUCAUUGGAUGUCGUGCACAAUCGUGCUUUGAUGUCCCCUCAGUGAGCGUUGAGGCACUCGCAGAAUCGGAGUCUCACGGGGAAGGAGUUCCUUCGUGCAUGCUACGUGUUCACGGGCUAUCUAUCGAUUCGUUGCAUGCCCUCAUUAAUAAGAUAAACUCACAAAUUCCGGAUUCGCAAAAAGUUGAAUUAGCCCUCGUCAACGGGCCACGAAACUUUGUAUUAGGUGGUCCUCCUGCAGCCUUGUAUUCUGUCAACCGUUACUUGCACCGGAUCAAGGCUGCCCCUGGAGUAUCGCAAGCCCGCGUUCCAUCCAGCCAGCGCAAACCAGACGUGGCCACUAGUUAUCUGCCAAUAACCGUCCCGUUCCAUACUUCUCACUUGGCUACUGCCUGUAUGUUGACAUUACACGACCUCCGCAACAUGUAUCUCGCCCGUUCAAACCUUCAAAUAUCAGUCUACGACACUGCCGAUGGCUCCGAUUUGAGUGAUGGCACGGGCCGGGAUCUCAUCCCUGAUCUAGUUCGGAUGAUCAUGAUUCGCCAAUUGGACUGGACCAAAACAGCAGACUUUCCCAAAGCUACACAUCUGGUAGACCUUGGUCCCGGCACCAGCCAAGAUGGGAUCGGCAUGUUGACAGACAAACUCAAACUGGGCUCGGGCGUGCGAACGAUGAUUUUCAGUGCUGGCAAAUCUUCAUCACCUGAAUUCGGUGAUCGGGAAGAGUUACUAAACCAUACCUGUGUUACAUCCGGCUGGGAUUGGGUUGAGCAAUAUGGACCCAAACUCGUUAUUUCCAACGCGCCGAUCAUCGAAACAAAGUUGACCAAACUCCUAGGCUUACCUCCACUUAUGGUCGCUGGAAUGACACCGACAACCUCCUCUUGGGAGUUUGUUGCAGCUACAAUGCGCGCUGGAUACCACAUUGAGCUUGCCACAGGUGGAUUCCACGACGCGGGGACUUUGGAGGCAGCGAUUCGUUCUGUUGUUGAGAAUAUCCCCCCGGGGCGUGGUAUCACAUGCAAUGUCAUCUACGCGAAUCAACGGGCUUUGAAAUGGCAGCUAGCCGUCAUCAAAAAGAUGCAAGCUCAGCAUUAUCCUAUUGAAGGCCUCACCAUUGGCGCGGGAAUCCCAUCCCCCGACGUUGCAUGCUCUUAUAUCCGGGAUUUGGGAGUGAAACAUAUCUCGUUCAAGCCUGGGUCAGUACAGGCCGUGAAAGAGGUGGUCAACAUUGCCAAGCUAAACCCCGACUUUCCCAUCAUACUACAAUGGACUGGUGGCCGAGCAGGUGGUCACCACUCGUUCGAGGAUUUUCACGAGCCAAUACUCCAGACAUACCAUCGUAUUCGAUCGUGUUCAAACAUUAUUCUCGUGGCAGGUAGUGGAUUCGGAGACGCUAACGAGUCAUAUCCUUACCUGACUGGCGAGUGGUCCACCGGUUUCGGCUUCGCACCCAUGCCAUUCGACGGCAUCCUGCUGGGCAGCAGAGUCAUGGUAGCUCGAGAAACGCGCACGAGUGAAGAUGCAAAGUCCUUAAUUGUUGAGGCAUCUGGUACCCCAAAUCACGAAUGGGAGCAAACUUAUGAUCGACCCGCUGGCGGUAUCGUGACAGUCAUCUCGGAAAUGGGAGAGCCAAUCCACAAAAUCGCGACACGAGCAGUGCAGUUUUGGUCAGAACUUGAUAAGACAAUUUUCUGUCUUGACAAAGCCAAGCAAGUGAAAGUACUUGCGAAGAACAGAAUGAGCAUUAUAAACCGCUUGAAUUCAGACUACUCCAAGGUCUGGUUCGGUCAGACGACUUCUGACAAAAUAGUCGAUAUAGAAGAUAUGACCUACGAGGAGGUGGUGUCCCGGUUUAUUGAUCUAACCUACCUCAAGGACCGGGGGAGGUGGAUCCAUCCAUCCUACUGCGACUUGUUGCUGGAGUUUCUCAUUCAUCUGGAAUCUCGCUGGAUAGCGUCCUCAAGCGCAAAGACUAGGAUAUUUCGAGCAAGGAGUGACGAUACUAUUGAUCCUACUGGUUUCUUACAAUCUCUGCAUGACCGCUAUUCUCAGAACUUGAAACAACUCAUCAGCAAACAAGAUGAGGGCCUGUUCACAGCAAUGUGCAGAAAAAGCGGGCGGAAGCCAGUUCCAUUUAUCACUGCCCUGGAUGACAAGUUUGAGUACUAUUUUAAAAAAGACUCGCUUUGGCAGUCCGAGGAUCUCGCGUGUGUUUACGACCAGGACGUCCAACGAACAUGCAUCUUGCAUGGCCCAGUGGCAGCCAAAUUCUCAGACCGGUCAGAUCAGUCAAUCUGUGAAAUCUUGGGUGAGAUUCACCGAGGGUAUAUUGGGAGUCUUGAGCGAUCUGGACCGGUACGCCUGGAGCCCUCCGACGCUCAAAAUCGACCCGCUGAUGCGCAGCUGAGAGCUCAAUCGAUCCAAAUCGAAGGAAAGUAUCUCAACAAUGAGCAGUUGUGGUAUCAGAGAAUCACUCAGGGAAGGUCCACACAUUGCAGGGUCGCCUUGGUUGCUCAAACAGUGACCAGAGAACGGAAAAUCUUCAGUAACCCAAUAAAGUCACUGUUCAAACCUCGUGAAGGAAUAUGGAUCAACGUGGAAGAAAAUUCAUCGGGCGCAGAAGUUCUUUCUAUCUACGAAGGAACCGAGACCAGCGAGGGGAGGAAGGUUACGGAGCUUCAAGUCUCUCCAGAUGGCCUGAUCGAUCUCGAAAUUAUCAAUUACGAGACAGCACAUGGUCAGCCAGCCUCGUUGAAAUUGCAGUUUGGUCCUGGGAGUGCACUGUAUCCCUUGAUGGAUCUUACAUCAAAUUUGAAUGAACAGGUGAAGGAACUCUAUCACCGUAUCUGGUUUGGCGACGAGCCGACCAUAUCUAGGCCAUUCGAAAUCGCCUCUGAAUUUGAUGGAGGGAAAUUUAAUGUUUCGACAGAGAGCCUCCGCCUCUUUGCCACCAGCAUUGGAAAUAUGAGUCAAAUUCAACGCACGAAAUCGCGGAGAAUUGCCCCAUUGGACUAUGCUGUUGUGAUCGCGUGGAAGGCAUUGAUCAAGCCAUUGUUUGUCCUGGAUGCGAAUUUGCUACGUCUCAUUCACCUACAGAACUCGUUUGAAUGGGUACAAGAAGCAUCUUGUAUACAGGAGAACGAUGUUGUUUCAACGACGUCACGCCUCUCAUCUGUUAUCCCGCAAGAAUCAGGUACUCUGGUGGAGGUAAAGGCUAGCAUCAAUCGGGAGGGCCUACCCGUCGUCCAUAUCACCAGUCAGUUCUUGUUGCGCGACGCUGCGAAUAUUCAUCCUCAUAUCACUUCAUUCAAGGAUGUCGAUGAGAAAUCUUGGGAGGUGGUGCUUGACACUGCCAACGCAGUUGCGAUCCUUGAAUCCAAGCCGUGGUUCAAGCCCCAUGAAGUUCAUGUGAACCUGCUUGGGAAAAUUAUCAUUUUCCACCCACGAUCAAGAUAUUUCUACUGCCCGACGGGUGACGUGAACCGGAUCGAAGUGUCGGGAACUGUCCACGUACUGAGCAGUCGUCAGGAAAUAGAAAAAGAGGUCGGCACCAUCUGUUGGCAGUCUACCGUGUCGACCAAUAUUGUGACAGGGUACCUCAAUCGCCAUGGUCACCCUUCAACAACCCGGGUUCUCUUCGACACCCCUCUCGAUUUGCAGGUUGUUCCGGAUACAUUGAUCUCACCUGCAGACAACACCCUGUAUGCCCGGGCCUCCGGUGACUUGAAUCCAAUUCACAUUUCCAAGUCUAUGGCCGCCUAUGCAGAGCUGCCAGGCACCAUAGCACAUGGCAUGCACACGAGUGCAAGAGUCCGAGGGCUGCUCAGCAACCACAUGUGUCGGAAUGAUGAAUCGCUUUUCCACAGUUUCAAGGUGGCUUUCACCGGGAUGGUUCUGGCGAAUGAACCACUCCAAUUGGAUGUCCAGCAUAUUGGCAUGCUUGAGGGGCGUCGGAUCAUCCAAUUUACCGCGCGGGACAAAAGUGGACAUACUGUCGUCAAAGGAGAAGCGGAAAUGCGAAAUGCUCCUACCGCUAUACUUUUCACGGGCCAGGGUAGCCAGCAGAAGGGGAUGGGGAUGGAUCUUUACCAAUCAAGUGUGGUUUCCAGAAAGUUGUGGGACCGAGCAGACACUUAUUUCCUCAAGACAUACGGUUUCCGCAUUUCUGAGAUCGUUAUCAAAAACCCCAAAAGUCUAACUGUUCGCUUUGGUGGCAUUCUAGGACGCAAAUUGCGGGAUAAUUACAGGUCACUUCAAUACCUAGCGCCGAAAGCUCCGGGGGAGUUGAAGUUGAAAGCAACACAAAUAUUCCCUGAAAUCGACCAUACGACAACUUCUUAUACAUUCAGAUCGGAUACCGGGUUGCUAUCUGCCACACAGUUCACGCAACCGGCUCUUACUCUGAUGGAGCUAGCUAUCUACGAGGAUCUCAAAUCUCGCGGGGUACUUUCUCCCACAGCAACUUUUGCUGGUCAUUCUCUUGGAGAGUACGCGGCCAUUGCAGCAUUCGGAAAAUUGGUGCCCCUUGAGACAUUGAUGGCGAUUGCCUUUUAUCGCGGGCUUUCUAUGCAAAUUGCCGUUCAACGCGAUUCCGCAGGCCGGUCGGCGUUUGCCAUGUGUGCGCUGAAUCCGUCCAAACUCUCCCCAGCCAUGGAUGGAGAUCAAGUGGAACUCAUUGUGAAAACCAUAUCCGAGGAAACUGGUAGGCUGAUUGAAAUUGUUAAUUACAAUGUUCAAGGUCAACAAUAUGUCUGCGCUGGUGAUGUUCGCGCUCUUCUUUGUCUCACCAAACUUCUAGACUCGCUGUUCCAGCAGGUCCCUAAAUUCAAGAUCGGCCACGGCAAAUCAUCACUCAUUGAAGUUAUCCAACAGGCCAUGGCCCGAAUUUUGCCAUCUAUUCCGAAUUCUACCCUCAGUGCCGAGGACCUUCCCCGUGGCAAAGCUACGACACCACUUGCUGGAAUAGACGUUCCCUUCCAUUCUAGUUUCAUGAAGGAUGGUAUUCCAGCGUUCCGCCAAUUUUUGUAUUCCCACAUUGCAUGCAACUAUGUGGAUCCACAGAGGCUGAUCCGUCGAUAUGUGCCGAAUUUAACUGCGAGGCUGUUUGAUAUCGACAAGGACUACUUCGAAGUGACAAAUUCCUUGACAGGAUCUCCUGUCCUGACAAAGGUGCUUAAUCAGUGGGACGAAAUUCACGCCGAAACGGAAGAUCCGGCUCGUAUUGUGCGGUUGUUAAGAGGAUUGCAAGAGAAAGUGAUGUGA
Messenger RNA from Penicillium manginii, 5901 nucleotides. RefSeq lists its product as uncharacterized. The record is from RefSeq and is a predicted model, not a curated record. The coding region runs from base 1 to 5901 and encodes 1966 amino acids. Gene Ontology annotation, biological process: long-chain fatty acid biosynthetic process. The transcript has 5 exons. Lineage: Eukaryota; Fungi; Ascomycota; Eurotiomycetes; Eurotiales; Aspergillaceae. Gene Ontology annotation, cellular component: fatty acid synthase complex. Gene Ontology annotation, molecular function: enoyl-[acyl-carrier-protein] reductase (NADH) activity; [acyl-carrier-protein] S-acetyltransferase activity; [acyl-carrier-protein] S-malonyltransferase activity.